AUGGCUGCAUGUUCUGUUUUCAAUAAUCCACCAUCAGGUUACACAACAUACUGUGGAAGUGGAACAGACAGCAGCUCGUCCUCCACUACGAAAUAUCAUCUGAGGAUCAAUAGAGCUGCAGAACGUGAUGCUAUAGACUGGUGGUGUGAUCUGAGUACAGCUACAACACGCAGCAACACAUUCAGUGUGCAGAUCAGCAGUGGUCCAGACUCUGUUACAUUCCGUCAACCAUCACCUGGGUCUGUAGCAGAAGGAGGCAGUCUGACUGUGAUGAGUGCUGCUAGCUGUACACCACCAUGUUCCUAUUCCUGGACUCAGCGGGUCUCACCAACCUCUCAGUUAACACUGACAAACAUCAACAGGAGUCAGACAGGGAAUGUGUACACGUGUACAGCGACCAACCCGUUUUUAUCAACAUCUAAAACUAAACACUUCACACUGACAGUGUACUAUGGUCCAGACAGUGUCCAGCUGAACACCACUUCUCCACUGACAGUGAAGGAAGGUGACGAUGUAGCUGUGUCAUGUGGAGCUACUAACUGUUCUCCAUCCUGUUCUUUCAUGUGGAAGUUCAAAUCUCAGAUAAAACCAAGCAGCUCUGUGUUGUCCUUAAAUAACAUACAGAGAUCAGCAGCUGGUGACUACACGUGUACGGCUAGAAACAGAAACACACAUAAAUCAUUAGACAAGAUCAUUACUCUAGAUGUGCAAUACCGAUCUUCAAUCACUUCUCUGACUUUGAACUCGAAGUCUACACUGCUUACAGUUAAUGAGCUGACUCCUAUGUCUCUGAGAUGUGAUGUUGACAGUAAUCCAGGAUCUCACAUCAAACUGUUGAACAAUUCACAGACUCUGAGUGAAGUGACAGACUCUAAACAGGCUGAGUACACGUGGAAAGAGUCUGGAUGUCUGGAUACAGAACACUACACGUGUGAAGCAGGACACAACAUCAAGUCAGUUGUCAGUGAAAGUGUGCAGCUUGUUGUCAGAUGUUCACCAAGACUAGACCACCGAAUUCCAUUCCAAAAAGAGUUUGCAGCAGCAGUAGGUGGUAAUGUAACUCUGGUGAUAUCAGUGAUUGCAAACCCAACACCCACAUUCACCUGGUACAAACUGACUGAUGGAAACAAACAUAGACUUGUGUCUGGUGGUUCAGCUACAACUGACGUAUCUGCUGUUGGAAACCUCACACUGACAAAUGUUCAGCGGGGAGAUAUUGGGACCUAUCAGGUUGUAGUGUCAAAUGGAGCUAAACACACAGAUCUUGUUGAGAACCUCACACUUGAUGUAUCAGGUCCUCCGAAUAUUCCUCCUGAACUCAAAGUGUGGAGCAGUGAUCCACACUCAAUGUUGGUUGUUUGGUUAAAGGGAUUUAACGGAGGCUCAGAGCAGAAGUUUAUUGUUUUCCCGUAUAGAAUAUACUAUACGGGCAACGCCCAAGUGAUGUUUCCCGCCAACGAUUGGGGCGAAUUGUCCGUGCGGUUGAAUAUUUUUUCCUGGUCAUGA
Messenger RNA from Gigantopelta aegis, 1506 nucleotides. RefSeq names its product hemicentin-1-like. The coding region runs from base 1 to 1506 and encodes 501 amino acids. The transcript is spliced from 8 exons. The record is from RefSeq and is a predicted model, not a curated record. NCBI's taxonomy places the organism in Eukaryota, Metazoa, Mollusca, Gastropoda, Neomphalida, Peltospiridae.